This is a messenger RNA of Macroventuria anomochaeta, 1617 nucleotides long. RefSeq lists its product as uncharacterized. The record is from RefSeq and is a predicted model, not a curated record. Gene Ontology annotation, cellular component: lipid droplet. Lineage: Eukaryota; Fungi; Ascomycota; Dothideomycetes; Pleosporales; Didymellaceae. Bases 1 to 1617 code for a protein of 538 amino acids. The transcript has 3 exons.
AUGUCGGCCUCGACACACUCGAGCGCGACUGACGUCGACGACGGGAGCAGCAGCGACGCGCCGCAAGUCGAAGCGCUCUUCCUGAUCAAGUUCGACAAAAGAGUCGGCUACACAAUCGCAUGGAAACGCACCGCCAACGACACAGACCUGGAUGGUGUUGAGUUCAAGUCGCUGCCAUCCGGCCUACAUACGCGUGCAAACGAUCUCGUCUACUUCACGCAUGACGGCUACGCCGGGCUGGGCGCAUUCGCCAGGGGUGAUGCAAGUGCAGAGGACAGGAAUGCGAACUUCGUCUCUGUUGGCCUGUUGGUCAGGAGAGAGGGAGGAUAUGGCCGGCUAGGCAGGGGGUGGCUGCUGGCUGGGCGACUGGAGAAGAUUGCGGCAGCGCUGGCUAAGGAGGAGACGGUAGCACUUUUGGAGGAGUUCUGGGCGGAUCAGACGAGCAGGACGAAAACAACGCACACAGACAGCAAGGGGUCCAUCCGCGAUCGCGCAAUCUCGACAGUCACGGCCAUACCCAAGGACGAAGCGCGGCUGCCCGAGUACCAUCCUGCGCUGGCGAUACUGCAGUACCUCACCUUGUUUGGCCCGUUGGUGUUCAGGCUGCAACAGGCGGCGCUGCUGAGGAAGCGCAUCCUCUUCGUGGGCAGUCCGCCAGUGCGGACGACAUGCGAGUUUGUCUACAACCUCUCCGUCCUCUCCAGCAUCUCCCCGCGCGACGCCGAACACCUCGCGCCGGGCACCGAGGACCUCCUCCGCCUCCCCUCACUCUUCUCCGUUGGUGUGCACGACAUACCCUACCUCGAGGACCUGCGCAACCCCAAGGGCGGCCACACACCGGGCCACGAGACAGCCGAGGGCUGGGUCGCGUGCACGACGGACGAGAUCAUCGCAACUAAGCAAGAGCUGUACGACAUCGUCGUCGAGGUCCCGCACGUCAACGGCUCAAAAGCACAGCAGCGACACUGGCCGAAGCUGCGCACGAGCGAGGGAGACGUGAUCAGGGCUAGCCAGCGCGACGUCGCACGGUAUAAGCUGCUGCACCGUGAGCUGUGGAAGCACCACCAGCAGGCCACUGAGACUUUCCAUGAUGAAGACGAACAGAACGACGACGCAUCACCGCUGAUAUCGCACGACGAGAUCGAUGCCAAGCGCGCAGACGACGACUUCAACGAGGCCUACGACGACACAGCCGUUGAGCCUAUCACAUGGUCACGACUCGCAUACCAGGGCUUCAUGUGGUGGGCGAGCGCUGGAGAGCGAGAUGCAUACACUACGGCAGAAAAGGAUCUUGACCGCGAGCUUGUCGGCGACAUAGCUGAGUACGAAGACUCGGUCGAGACGGCAGUCAUUGCAUACUUCCACCGGCAAUCAUCGCUCUUGAUCAAGGUGUUGUCCCAACUGAUCGAGAGCGAGCAUGAGAACGAAGAAAGAGAAGGCGAGGAGGGUGAUGCGCUGUGGAUCGACCGAGACGAUCUUAGCAGGAUGGGCCUCGACACAUGGAGUGAGGCAGACCGUGCGUAUGUGCAGGAGUUUGGAAGCCUGUACUUUGGGCGGAGAGUCGAGAUCAGAGGAAACGAGGUGGACUGUUGCGGGUUGAGAGUUCCCCUAUUGUAG